Messenger RNA from Dendrobium catenatum, 1024 nucleotides. RefSeq lists its product as uncharacterized. NCBI's taxonomy places the organism in Eukaryota, Viridiplantae, Streptophyta, Magnoliopsida, Asparagales, Orchidaceae. The transcript is spliced from 4 exons. Bases 39 to 926 code for a protein of 295 amino acids. Gene Ontology annotation, cellular component: membrane. The record is from RefSeq and is a predicted model, not a curated record. Gene Ontology annotation, molecular function: metalloendopeptidase activity. Gene Ontology annotation, biological process: CAAX-box protein processing.
AAACGCAGAAAGGCAGUAAGCUAAAUCAGGACCAAGAUAUGGUCCUUACGGCGGCCCGUCCGAUCCUUCUCGCCGGGUUCGGCGCUGCUCCGGCAGCAUGCAUCGCGGAAAAAUUCAUAUAUUUUUCCAAGUGUGGAUGGAGGAAAAGAGGGGAUCCCUUCAGGAUCUGUUGCGUUCCCAAAGAUGGCGACAAAGGCCACCUCGAGGGCUUUUCAGUGCUUUCCAAAGAUGUGCCGUGGGAAGUUGAAAGCACAUGGAGUACGUUCGCAGCCUAUUUCUUUAUUUUGCACGUUCCUUUAAGCUUUGGGAUACUUCCAACAAUUGCUCGCUUACUGCAUCAAUCUGUCCAUGAUCCAGUAAUAACGGCUGCAUCAGCACUUACAUUGCAGGGAACAGAAUUGGCUGGGUUCCUGGCAUUGUUGUAUUAUACAGCUCACGACAGAAACAAGCUUCCUUGUUUUUUUAUUGGAACUUCCUAUUCAGAGCAGAGGAACUGGUUAAAAGCUUCUGCCUUAGGCAUUGGAUUUUUGCUUUUGCUGGUCUUGCUAACAUCCAUACUUGCUGACAGAUUAAUUGGACCCAAGGAUAUCGACAAUCCAAUUUUGAAGGAGAUUCUUCUGUAUAGCCCGAUCUCUAAGUCAACUUGCUUCCUUCUCUACUGCUUUGUAACUCCAUUGCUUGAAGAAACUGUUUAUCGGGGCUUUCUGUUAACUUCUAUAGCAUCCGGAAGGAAAUUCUGGCAAGCAAUCGGUAUCAGUUCCUUUGCUUUCAGUUUAGCCCAUUUUUCCUUUGAGAACUCUCUUCAGCUCUUCAUUAUUGGUUGUGUUCUUGGAUCUGUCUACUCUUGGAGUGGCAAAUUGGUUUCUUCUGUUACUGUACAUUCUGUUUAUAAUGCAAUAAUCUUACUAUUUGUAAGUAUUUCUUAGAUGCUAUUUUUUUUUGUUUAAUUCUUUCAUUUAUAUCAUAGCACUGGUAGCAUAUUGUUAUAUGAACAUGAAUGAUCUUAUGUGAUUUUUUUAAGCUA